GGAGAAUUCCGCCGCAGUGCUCGGAUAUCGGCAGCACGGCAAUUCUUGUGAUUAUUUUUUAAUUAUUGGAAACUUCAAAUAAUUGAAUGUUGGUGUAGCUUGCAAAGAGCCUGGAUCGUACACACCAUGAAGGAGGCAACAACAUGAGUUCUUGUUGUUGUUGCUUUUUUGUGUGUGUGUGUGUGUGUGUUUUUUAAACGAUUUUAAUUCACAAAUAAUAUUCGGAACCACCUUUAACACUAAAUGGAUUUAAAAAGUAAGUUUAAUCACCGUGUACAUGCAACACCUAUCACCGUACGUAUACCAUCUCACACUGUACAUGUAAUAUUUCACACGGCACUUGUGCUUGAGCAGGUUUGUGUACAUACUUGAGUCGUGAUUUUGGUGUACAUACAUACUUGAUACAUAAUUGCAUUUAAUAUUCUAAUUUUUUAAGAAUAUACUUAAGUUAAGUGAACAGACUGGGGUAAAAUAUUUAUAUCAAAUGACAUAAUCGAACAUUUUCACUAAAUGAACGAGAAAAAUUCAAUGUGUGCGUACGGCACCCCUUACUCUUCCCGUGUCAGAGAAAUCUGUUCACCCCCUUCCAGCUUGUUUAACCCCCCCCCCACACACCCAAUUCUUAACAAGGGAAAAACGCUAACAGGCUUGGCCAACAUUAAGAUAUCCAAGAUCUCUCUGAGCGAUUGAUCCCAGUUUUUUUUUUCAUGGCGUUGAAAAUCCUUGGCAACGACCCCCGGGGGGGGGGGGGGUUAUUUCUAAAGAGACUUUUAAAAAAAAAAAGGUCACAUCUCACGAGGCCGGAAUUUGGUGUUUUUUUUUGUUGGGGAAUGGGGUGGGGUGGUCGGGGCUUUUAACGUCAUCUCUCUAACGAAAACAAACCAUUUUCUUACUUGAUUCCAACACAAGCUUAAGAAAUGGAAACAAAAACAACAGCAACAACAACAAAAAAUGUCCGAGACUUGAUCGACUUUGUGUGCAGUUGCCGUAAGGUUUUCUCCGAUCUCAACCCAAGAGAUGUACUGGGUACUUCAAUACCAAGAUUUGUACCCAAAUGUAAAGACGAUGCCGCCAAUUAUAUCCAACUUAUCGGAGCGCGAUCACAAGAGUCCAAAAUCUCUAAAUAAGUGUACAAUAGUCCGAUAUCUCUAAAUAAGUGUACAAUAGUCCAAUAUCUCUAAAUAAGUGUACAAUAGUCCAAUAUCUCUAAAUAAGUGUACAAUAGUCCAAUAUCUCUAAAUAAGUGUACAAUAUUCCAAUAUCUCUAAAUAAGUGUACUAAAGUCCAAUAUCUCUAAAUAAGUGUAUUAGAGUAAAACACCUCCCACCAUGUUUACAAUAGUCCAAUAUCUCUAAAUAAGUGUACAAUAGUCCAAUAUCUCUAAAUAAGUGUACAAUAGUCCAAUAUCUUUAAAUAAGUGUACAAUAGUCCAAUAUCUCUAAAUAAGUGUACAAUAGUCCAAUAUCUCUAAAUAAUUGUACAAUAGUCCAAUAUCUCUAAAUAAGUGUACAAUAGUCCAAUAUCUCUAAAUAAGUGUACAAUAGUCCAAUAUCUCUAAAUAAGUGUACAAUAGUCCAAUAUUUCUAAAUAAGUGUACAAUAGUUCAAUAUCUCUAAAUAAGUGUACUAAAGUCAAAGAUCUUCCACCAUGUGUACAAUGGUCCAAUCGCCCUCAAACUUUUCGGUCCGCGGGCCAGAAUUUAACUCCGGACAUGCUCAAGGGGGUGGGGGGGAGGGGCGGCGGACCCGCUGCCUGAGGAAAUCCCAGUUUAUUUUCAUGCCUACAUUACUACGUCCGUUGGGCACCAUAGCGUCCGCAGGGCACCAUAGCGUCCGUAGGGCACUAUAGUGCCGGUAGGGCACUAUAGCGUCCGUGGGGCACCAUAGUGUCCGUAGGGCACUAUAGUGCCGGUAGGGGACCGUAGCGUCCGUAGGGCACCAUAAGUCAUUUUAUCGUGGAAAAAAAGGACCUAAAAUUUAGAAUUACGAAUUCGCAUUUUAAGAUAUUUAAUAAAAAAAAUUUCUUGUUGGAGUUAUGCUAAUGAAAGAAAGUGAACAAUAACUUUAUUUCCCUGCAGAGAUUCAACACUGUAUUAAUUCAAUAACUUUAUUAUCUUGAUGAAAUUCAACCCUUUUUUAAUUCAAUAACUUUAUUUCCAUGAUGGAAUUAAAAACGGAUUUAAUUUAAUUACUUUAUUUCCAUGCUAAAGUUCAACACUGUUUCAAAUCAAUAACUUUAUUUCCAUGCUGAAAUUCAACACUGUUUCAAUUCAAUAACUUAUGAAAAGCAACAGUGUUCUACUAUGUUUUCCUUGGUUUGAUAGAAAGUGUCAUUGUGAGAAAUGAAAACUUACUGACACUAUUCAAUAUUGCGCUAGUCUAGUGCAGUGCUUCUCAGCCUUCCUAAUGCCGCGACCCUUUAAUACAGUUCCUCCUGCUCUGGUGAACCCCAACCAUAAAAUUGUUUUCGCUUCUUCUUCAUAAUUAUGUGUUUUCCGAUGAUCUUAGGCAACCCCUGUGUAAGGGUCGUUCGACCCCAAAGGGGUCGCGCUUCAUAGGUUGAGAACCGUGGGUCUAGAGGGUAUGAGGUCAAAACGGCUCACUUGUGUAUAAGGGAUGUUUGUCUGUGACCACUCUGUGGCUAAUUUUGGGGUUUAUUUGAUUUUGAGGUUUGCAUACAUUACAUAACAUAAUAUAAUAUUAUGUUUUUGUUGAUGGGGUGCACUUUUGUAACCGCAACCCCCCCCCCAACACACACACACACCCUCACCGCACAUAUCUAUGCUCUUCACUCUUGAGUUUGAGUCAAUCUUUCGUUACAUACAAUGUCUAUUCGCUGACCAAAGGAACUAGCAUUGUACUUUGCAACACAGCAGCUCCUGGUGUGUCGAACGUUUCAUGGUACGCCCGGAUGCUUCAAUUGGAUAAAUGUAUAAUUAUGUGCUAGUUGAGAUGACCUCGCGGGCGAGGUUAGUCCAAUAUAAUAGUACAAUAUAAUAGUCCAAUAUAAUAGUCCAAUAUAAUAGUCCAAUAUAAUAGUCCAAUAUAAUAUUCCCAUAUAAUAGUUAAUUAUAAUAUAGUCCAAUAUAAUAGUCCAAUACAAUAGUCUAAUAAAAUAGUCCAAUGUCAUAGUCCAAUACAUAAUAGUCCAAUAUAAUAGUCCAAUACAUAAUAGUCCAACAUAAUUUUCCAAUAUAAUAAUUAAAUAUAAUUUUCCAAAAUAAUAGUCCCAUAUAAUAGUCAAAUAUAAUAGUCCCAUAUAAUAGUCAAGUAUAAUAGUCCCAUGUUAUAGUCCAAAAUAAUAGUCCAAUAUAAUAGUCCAAUAUAAUAGUCCAAUAUAAUAGUCCUAUAUAAUAGUCCAAUAUAAUAGUCCAAUAUAAUAGUCCAAUAUGAUAUUCAAAUAUAAUUUUCCUAUGUAAUAGUCCAAUAUAAUUGUCCAAUAUAAUUUUCCCAUAUAAUAGUCCUGUAUCCUUGUCCCAUAACCAUAACCUGAUUAAAGCUGUCCAAAAAAAAUUAUUUAUUUCCAUUUAUUUGGAUCAAUAAAAGAAUCUUAAUAUGACUAUUAUAAGAUAAGAUAAGAUUCUUAUAAUAAUAUAAUACAUAAUGUGAAUAUUAUAAGAUAAGAUAAGAUAUGUCGAAGAACUUUAUUUUUAUUAACUUCGCUUUUUUCGUGUGUUCGCGGCAAAAUCUCCAGAAGGCUAAAUGACCCCACUUCCCGUCAUUCUAUCGAGCUGAAACUCGGCACAUGGACUCGUUGGCGAUGACAACACAAUCUUUCAAACUGUCAGCCCCAGCCCCCACAAAUCAGUUUUCCCCAUUUUUCAGGGGGGGGGGGGCGUGAGGAACGUUAAUGCUUUGUUGAAUGGGUGCGUGUUUUGCUGUUGAGAUUAAUCGUGUAGCUGUUACCGUGUAUUUACGACAUUUCUGGGUAUGCAGUAAAAAUAAAAAUGUAUUUUUUUGGAAUUGGAAAAUGAAGGACACAUGAGAAGCGUUUUCAAUUUAUAUGACCGCUUUUUAAUAAAUUAUGACAAAUCACGUACAAUUCUAUUAUACAUGCAAGACAAAUGCGUAUAAAGAAUUGUUUAGGUACUUUAAUUUUUUUUCUUCAAGAUUUGUCCACUAUUUGUUUAAUACCGUCAAGAAUUCUAACACAUUUUUGUAAAGCCCCUCACUGGAAGGAAAGUAGCCGAUAAGCCCCUCACGACCCCUGUUCGUCCCAGCGUGUUACGUCUCAUGAUUUUGUCAUUCACAGACACACCCAGGCGCGGAUUAAACACGGAUUAGCCCGGAUUAAUCUCGGCAUGAAACAUGCAUGGGUCACCCGUCGGAGCCCGAAAACACAGCGCGGUCGCACCAAGACCGCCAGUGCAGGGGGUCACACGAUCACGUGACAUCAUAGUAUCGCCUUUGAGUCUCGACUUGAAACAUUCAUGCUGCCCCAGCGGAGCCCAAACUAUAACGCUGGGCCUCAAGACCGCCAUCAGAAAGCCUCGCUGUCAAGGGACUCUAUAGUUCCUUUUUAUGUCUUCGGAUCUCCGUGACGGUUCCUCUCUGUUGGGCAGCUUUAAAAAUCCGACAUUGUUUUGGGCGGGCGGGGCUUGGGAGAUGUCCGAUAGGAAGGCCAAGGUUUUCUUGAGGGGAGCGGAGAUGCGUGGGAGAUGUCCGAUAGGAAGGCCAAGGUUUUCUUGAGGGGAGCGGAGAUGCGUGGGAGAUGUCCGAUAGGAAGGCCAAGGUUUUCUUGAGGGGAGCGGAGAUGCGUGGGAGAUGUUCAAUAGGAAGGCCAAGGUUUUCUUGAGGGGAGCGGAGAUGCGUGGGAGAUGUCCAAUAGGAAGGCCAAGGUUUUCUUGAGGGGAGCGGAGAUGCGUGGGCAAUGUCAUGGGGGGAAAUAUCCGACCUGGGUCAAUGUCUCGUAUGUGGGCAUUUGCUAACUCUUGGACACGUGAAUGGUCAGACUAACGAAAUCCCGCCCCAUUGUGUGAAAUGCCGUACGUGUAUCCAUUGUCUUAGAUGUUUACAAUUGUCGUAAUUGUUUGACGUUGACUCCAUUUUCGUAAAUGUCUCCUUUCUUGGGUACAGUAUUGUCUCAAUUUUGGGGUACAGUAUUUCCUUUCUCGCGUACAGUAAUAUCUCUUUUCUUGAGUACAGUAUUGUCUCCUUUCUUGGGUACAGUAUUAUCUCCUUCCUUGGGUACAGUAUUGUCUCCUUCCUUGGGUACAUUAUUGUCUCCUUCCUUGGGUACAGUAUUGUCUCCUUCUUUGGGUACAGUAUUGUCUCCUUCCUUGGGUACAGUAUUGUCUCCUUCCUUGGGUACAGUAAUGUCUCCUUCCUUGGAUACAGUAUUGUCUCCUUUCUUGGGUACAUUAUUGUCUCCUUCCUUGGGUACAGUAUUGUCUCCUUCCUUGGGUACAGUAUUGUCUCUUUCCUUGGGUACAGUAUUGUCUCCUUUCUUGGGUACAUUGUUGUCUCCUUCCUUGGGUACAGUAUUGUCUCCUUCCUUGGGUACAGUAUUGUCUCCUUCCUUGGGUACAGUAUUGUCUCCUUCCUUGGGUACAGUAUUGUCUCUUUCCUUGGGUACAGUAUUGUCUCCUUUCUUGGGUACAUUAUUGUCUCCUUCCUUGGGUACAGUAUUGUCUCCUUUCUUGGGUACAUUAUUGUCUCCUUCCUUGGGUACAGUAUUGUCUCUUUCCUUGGGUACAGUAUUGUCUCCUUCCUUGGGUAAAGUAUUGUCUCCUUCCUUGGGUACAGUAUUGUCUCUUUCCUUGGGUACAGUAUUGUCUCCUUUCUUGGGUACAGUAUUAUCUUUUAUCCAUUGUCGUUAUCGUGUUCCCAAGUAUUGAACAAAUAAUAAUUCUGCCGUGAAUAAAAUAAAACAUCAAUUUUUCAUCCCCAAUAGAUUUACAAAAGAUCUGGCUCAUCGCUGCCCUCGUCGUGUCAGUGUGCAUCAUCAUACGACAGCACUACCUCCUGGCGGCAACAUCCCAGCAUGCGCUGCCACUUCCGCCAUCUCUGGUAGUCAACAUCGCGCCACUGGUCGGGGCCGAGAAAAACUUGCAAGGGAAUGAAUCCUCGAAAUUAUUGUGAGUUGUCUCCCCAUUUCUUUCAGAACUGAAGCAUUUAUAAAGUGGUUAUAACUGUUGUUUGUUUGUUUUGAAUGGUGUCGGUGGUGUUGGUCUCAGCUGUGUGGGUAAUGUCAGUGUUUUCCCGGUGGUGGUAGUGGAUUGUGGUAGACAUCAAGUAGUGGGGAGGCUAAGGUGAGCUAAAUUGAAUUUAUGAAAAAUCAAGGUUUAAAAAGCAAUGAAACAAUGCAAACAUGGUUGUCGAGGGCGUCGAGCCUACAGUAAAGUAAAGGUGCGCUGAUGACCCAACGUGACAGGCGAUCAUAUAAAUUGGCAUGUGGAGGCCACGCCCCUAACUGUACCAAAGUCAGAGUGUGAAGUCAGAUUUGCCAGGCGUGGCCGCUGGAGACCAUCCCAUCCAAUGACUCAAUUUAAUUGGCUCUUAUCAUUUUUAUUGCCGGAAAACCCAUGAAAUAUUUUUUUUUUUAAUAUACGGCCGCCUUGCCGGUGUGUGUUUACUGUAAAACCGUAUCUAAUGAAUUUUUUUUUCUCUUUGCCUUUUACUUUGCAAGGGGGCGGUAUGCAUUCAAAAAUACAUUUUUCGCACCCUCCGGUCUCUUGCACUCUUCACUAACUCUUCACCAUUUAAAGCGAGACUUUUCACUCUACGCCAGGUGUUUUUUUUUUUCUGUGUUUGUUUUUUGUUGUUGUUUUUUUUUGGCCUUCUCCCUGACACCUUGUUUCUUUAGGUUAAUCCUACCUGUGCUUGCCUAGUUAUUGGAAAGUUAAUUUCGACUGACGAACUAUAGGAAAUCCGAUACCUGUAAUACCUGUAAUACCUGUAGACAUAACUUCAGCACCGAGCCUAUUGAAUGGGUGCAGCCAGCCCAGGACAGAGCCAGGUGAAGAACAGCUUUCAAGAGUGGGGUUCAAUCUCAUGAAGCCAGUAGGAUAGCGACAGCUGAGACGCGCAGGUUAACCCCCCAAAAAAGACAACCUUCGACCACUCAAUACAGCAACUAUCCCUCGCCCGCGGUGCCAGAGACUAUUCCGAGCAUGGAUCGGACUAGCAGGCCACCUACGAUCUCACCGUGACACUCUCCCCCCCCCCAACAAUAAAUCGGAUGACCAGAUGGUAUGUGUCGAUCUUGACAGAAAAACGAGAAAAAAGAGGAAGGUCUAGCGACACACACAAAUUAGACCAUGAUGGUGACGUCGAAGGGCUAUGUGAUUAAAUUUACCGUAGUGGUUAGCAGCAGCGGACGAUGGUGAUGUAUUGUAAAUCGCGAUAUCAUUGAACAGCAAAUGAUGGUGUUGACACUCUAUGAACAGCAAAUGAUGGUGUUGACAAUCCAUGAACAGCAAAUGAUGGUGUUGACACUCUAUGAACAGCAAAUGAUGAUGUUGACACUCCAUGAACAGCAAGUGAUGGUGUUGACGCUCCAUGAACAGCAAAUGAUGGUGUUGACACUCCAUGAACAGCAAGUGAUGGUGUUGACGCUCCAUGAACAGCAAAUGAUGGUGUUGACACUCCAUGAACAGCAAAUGAUGGUGUUGACACUCUAUGAACAGCAAAUGAUGGUGUUGACACUCCAUGAACAGCAAAUGAUGGUGUUGACACUCUAUGAACAGCAAAUGAUGGUGUCGACACUCUAUGAACAGCAAAUGAUGAUGUUGACACUCCAUGAACAGCAAAUGAUGGUUUUGACACUCCAUGAACAGCAAAUGAUGGUGUUGACGCUCUAUGAACAGAAAAUGAUGAUGUUGACACUCCAUGAACAGCAAAUGAUGGUGUUGACACUCUAUGAACAGCAAAUGAUGGUGUUGACACUCUAUGAACAGCAAAUGAUGGUGUUGACACUCUAUGAACAGCAAAUGAUGGUGUUGACGCUCUAUGAACAGCAAAUGAUGGUGUUGACACUCCAUGAACAGCAAAUGAUGGUGUUGACACUCCAUGAACAGCAAAUGAUGAUGUUGACACUCACAGCUGACCAUUUGUCAUCGCGCGCCUUCUAUGACCACUCACUUUUGUCAAUACAACUUUGAGCCAAUUACGACCUUCUUUUUCAACUAUAUAUUAAGGGCCCACGAUCAAUUUUUUGAUCAUUUUGGCUCCUAUGCAUGUAGCGGGGAUUUGCAAUGUUUCUGUGCCUGGUGUUGAUUUCACUGAUUGCAAAUGCUACUUUGUGAGGUAUCAUGCCCCUGGGGCUCGAGGCAAUAAAUGCAGAUUUGUCUAGUGUUGUCGCCUCAACUGUUCCUUUUGAAAGCAUGUUCUAGAUUUUCUUGGGCAGGAAUGGGCCAUUCCUAUACUGGCUUCUCGCUGGUGUGAGCCGGAAUAGCCUGUCAUAGUCUCAACGCUGUCUAUGGGGGAGAGGGACGAGUUUCUGUUUAAAGCUGGAUCAGUGGACAAGCCCAUUAUUUAUUUUUUACAUCAUGGAGAGCCUGGAUAGUCGUCGUCGUUCCUCCAAUGGUGACCAGCCCAGUGUUUCCAGCAUGCUGCCAUCACUAGAUGUAUUCCUGUAGCGGUUCAAGAUAAAGCGUGCUGCCCGUCGCUGGACCGCCUCCAACCUGUCGAUGCUCUUUAUCCUUUUACGACUUGAUGCAAUUACGACGUGACGCGCCUCUUGACCUUGACGGGUCUACUUUCACUAUUUCACGUACAGUUUGUGUCUUCAAAUGUCCUUGACCCGUGCCGCCCUCCGACUUUGUGAGUGCAACUUAAAAAUGGCUCCGAGGCGUAGCGAAAGACUGUGGCGUCAUGAGUUUCCUUGUGAAGCGGAUUUGCUAGAUUUUGUGGCGCCCUGUGCGGGCUUUGUUUUUUUUACCGCCCUUAAUUUACAAAAAAAAAAAAAACACACUUAAACAUAAGCAGAAUAAAUAAUAUGAAGUUAGCGGGGAAAUGCCACCUCAAAAUAGUGGCGCCUAACAUAGUGACGCAUCAGUAUAGUGCCAUCUUGUUUCCGUAAAAGUGAAAUUAUGCUUUCAUCUGUCAUGUUUCAAUUGUCAUAUGUAGAUGGUAGAAUGUAAGAAGGGGCGGGGCGCUGAAAAAAAGGGGAGGGGCCAAAUUUGGAUAAUAUGGGAUGAGAGGGAUAACCUAGAUGGGAGAAAGAGGUUAAAGUAGGCGCUAAUAGGUAAGUAUGGGAUAGAUUGGUGGGUAGUAUUGAUGGGACGGGAUCAAGCUACGAGAGUGGAUGGGGAUUGAGUGGUUAUGGACAUGGUCUCAGAGUGAGGUGAGAUAGAGGUGAGAGAGAGAGAGGUGAGGUAGAGAGGUGAGAGAGAGGUGAGGUAGAGGUGACAGAGAUGUGGGAAAGGAGUGAGAGAGAGGUGAGGGUGAGGUGAGAGGGUGGUGAGAGAGUGGUGAGAUAGAGGUACGAGAAAGGUGUGAGAGGGUGGGAGAUAGAGGUGAGAGAGAGGUGAGAUAGGGAUUAGAGAGAAUUGAGAGUGAGGUGAGAUAUGGGUGAGAGAGAGGUGAGAGAGGGGUGAGAGAGGGGUGAGAGGGUUAAGAGAGGGUCAGAGAGUGAGGAAGGGGUAAGAGUAAGGUGAGGGAGGGGUGAGAGAGCCGUGAGAGAGGGGUACGAAUAAGGUGAGAGAGGGGUGAGAGAGGGGUGAGAAGAGAGGGGUGAGAGGGAGUUAGAGAGGAUUAGAAGGGAGGGUGAGAGUGAGGUGAGAUACGGGUGAGAGAGUGGUGAGAGAGAGGUGAUGUAUGGCCAACUAGCCCAAUUUUUACUGACACUAAUGAGUUGGUGCGAUUGUGUGUACUGAACUAUUGGGCAUGCUCAUAACCCGAAUCAUCGUUCGUUAACCGAGACAAAAAAAGUGUUCUCCAAAACGUGUUCGUCAACCGGGGCGUUCGUAAUACGAGGAUCCACUGUAUUAAAUUCUCUUCUCACUGCGCUACUUUAUACGAUAGUGUAUAAUCCACAACUGAACUCCUCCCCCCCCCCUCCCCUUAAACCCCACCUGAUAAGGACAAGUUUUUACCAUGCCGCCCCCGCUCCUUUCCUUUCCUGUACCCAUGAGAUAACGUUGAUACAAAACAGUCCAUACCUCUAGCUCCCAGUCAACGAGAACGUUACAUUCUGGUCUUGAAUCAAGAUUGAACCGUGCCGAUAAUUGCCUUGUGUACACUUCAAUGUCACAACAAGGUCAUCUAUCCACUCCACUGGACGUCGUUUCAACCGUUGAGUGUUUUCCCACAAUCUUUGUCCCCAAUUUUUUUUUUUUAAACAACACAAUUGUUAUCGCACGUCUUAUAAGCUACUAUUAUUGCACCUUUUAUAAGCUGCAAUUACUUUCGAUUCUCUUAUUUCAUAUAAUAUCAAUGCAGUUUUGUAACAUUUACUUUUUUUUUUUUGGGAGGGGGGGGGAAGUAGUACGCGCUUUCAGGGGCGUCGCAAGCAAAGCUUUUACCCGUUAAAAUUCCUGAAUUUAGGAGCCCUCUUCCUCCCCCCCCCCCGAAAAAGAAUGUUUAAUACACAUAUUUCGCAUAAAAAGUGAAGAUUUUGAUGCACCCAGAAGAGGGCUCAAAGCUUUUACCCGUUAAAAAUCCCGAAUUUAGGGGCCCUCCUCCUCCCCCCCCCCCCCCGAAAAAGAAUGUUUAAUACACAUAUUUCGCAUAAAAAGUGAAGAUUUUGAUGCACCCAGAAGAGGGCGCCCGGGUCACGUCAUCACCUCUAUCUAACCCCUCAUUCGCACGGCCCUAAACGCCCCUGAGGUAUAGAUUUGCAUAGUCUGAAAAUACAAGCGUUUCCAAAGGUUGCUUACUGAAAGGUUGUCUUACUUAAAGGUAGUCUUACUGAAAGGUUGUUUUACUGAAAGUUUGUCUUAUUGAAAGGUUGUCUUACUGAAAGGUUGUCUUAUUGAAAGGUUGUCUUAUACUUAAAAGUUGUCUUACUGACAGGUUGUCUUACUGACAGGUUGUCUUACUGAAAGUAUGUCUUACUGAAAGGCUGUCUUACUGAAAGUUUGUCUUAUUGAAAGGUUGUCUUACUGAAAGGUUGUCUUAUUGAAAGGUUGUCUUAUACUUAAAAGUUGUCUUACUGAAAGGUUGUCUUACUGAAAGGCUGUCUUACUGAAAGUUUGUCUUACUGAAAGGUUGUCUUACUUAAAGGUAGUCUUACUGAAAGGCUGUCUUACUGAAAGGUUGUCUGACUGAAAGGUUGUCUGACUGAAAGGUUAUCUCACUGAAAGGUUGUCUCACUGAAUGGUUGUCUCACUGAAAGAUUGUCUCAUUGAAAGGUUGUCUUACUGAAAGGUUGUCUUACUCGAACGGUUGUCUCACUGAAAGGUUGUCUCACUGAAAGAUUGUCUCAUUGAAAGGUUGUCUUACUCGAAAUGUUGUCUCACUGAAAGAUUGUCUCACUGAAAGGUUGUGUAACUGAAAGGUUGUCUCAAUGAAAGGUUGUCUCACUGAAAGAUCGUCUCAGUGAAAGUUUUUCUCACUGGAAGGCUUUCUUACUGAAAGGUUGUCUUACUCGAACGGUUGUCUAACUGAAAGGUUGUCUCACUGAAAGAUCGUCUCACUGAAAGGUUGUUUAACUUUCGAAAAGUUGUCUUACUGAAAGUCUGUUUCACUGAAAACUUGUCUAACUGAAAGGUUUUCUCACUGGAAGGCUGUCUUACUGAAAGAUUUUCUCACUGAAAGGUUGUCUCACUGAAAGUUUUUCUCACUGAAAGGCUGUCUUACUGAAAGGUUUUCUCACUGAAAGGUUGUCUCACUGAAAGUUCUUCUCACUGGAAGGCUGUCUUACUGAAAGGUUUUCUCACUGAAAGGUUUGGCUCACUGAAAGGUUGUUUCACCGAAAGCUUGUCUCACUGAGAUUUAUUUCUUGGCUAACAUACGACAAGAAUGAGGAUAUUUGAUGACGAUGAAUGUGCCAUGGGCGUAGCCCGCCCCCACCCCACCCCCCCACCCCCGCCCCCGACUGUUAAACGGGGGUAUCACAUGGCACACUCGAUUCGCUGAUUACCUUCAUCAUUUCGGUCGUCCUUGAAUGAUUAUUUCAGUGACGGAAGUGAUAAGGCGACGGGUCUGUAUAAUCUAAUCUUAUUUUCAAUACAAUGUCCACAAUAGUAAUUAGAAUUAUCACACAAAGCUUUACAUACCCCUUAAUACGGUGUCACGUACCGUUAUGGGUACACAGAUUAAAUCUGUGCUAAUAGUUUGGAUCGUGCAACAAACAAUGUGUAAGGAAAGACUGAUCUAAAGAAAGACUAUGCCACAGCUAGGGAUACUAAAAAUUACUUUAAUUAUAUAAAUACAUUUUUACCAAUACAAAUGUAAGUACGGAAGCAAAAAGUGUAUCAACUUACAGCAUGUGAAAAAUAAAAAGUACAAUCUUCAAAAAAUAAAUUAUAUUAUUUUAUAAACACAAUUUUAAAAAACGGCUCGUAAGUCUAUUUAUAAGGCUCACUAAGUCUACAUCUAAGUUAAUCUCGGUAAGUCUAAGUCUUGGAAAGUCUAUCUGAUAAGAAAUCUGGCGUUUUUAAUUUAUUAAUUAAAUCUGAACGUUCUACUACUGAAAAUCUAGAAAUCGCGUCGCAUAUUGCCAUUUUGAGAAAAAAAUGAGAACGCAAUCGAACGUAAACAAACUUUAUAGCAGAGCUAUAUACCAAAAUGUAUAGUCUUCAAAACGAACGCGAAUAUUUUAAACAAAAGUGAUUUAUUUAAAAUAACUUUAUAGUUUGCAUGGCUACACUCUUUCAAUUUUUUUACAAUAAUUUUGUGGGUCUGGUAAUGUAAACUAAAAAUUGUUGAAAAGUCAAGAGACGAAAAAAAAGUGGCGGUGUUUAGCUUCCGUGUCAGCAGUACACUGAGAUGAAGUCAUCACUUUUUUAGCACGUCGCUGCGAUGGGUUGUCAUGGACGCUGCGGUUACUGGUUGCCGUGACGUCACAGCGUACGAAAAGCAACAUGAUUGGGGAGUGAUCAUUGUUACAAAUGUGCCGCAAGAAACACUGGGUUGCAGGUACGUAAACACACACACACUCUCGAACCUACGCACGCGCGCACACAAACAUUCACACACACACACACACAAGUGUUAUAAUAAACACAUAAAUAUAAGAUGAAAUAUACAAAGUGCCUAAUAACACAAUUAGCUAAUCAACUCUACAUGUUUGUUUAUCAAUUCAAAGUCUCUGUCUAUGUCCUCGACAUGUUAACUAGACAACGUCUCGUGUAUCUUCCCACAGAGCGCCCAAAUGCCUCCAGCUGACCAGUGCCACGGUCACGACCGACUUACGCCACUUUGAGACCUCCCAUCUCCUCGGCCACCCACAUCUGUUAUCUGGGUACCUCUGGGCCGUGACGAGAGGCGCCACGUCGAUCCUGCGCGUCGACUGCCCGUCCUUACCCUUGGCCGAUAUCACAAGGACCUUGAGACGAGCAGACGAGCAUCCAUCCGGUUUGUGGUACAACUCGAGCACCGUCUUCAUCGCGUCACAAUAUUGGGCGCAACCGAUGACCCUCGAUAAAAUUGACGGGAGAAAGUCCACAGAAGUCAAGGGCGAUCAAUCCAAGUAUCCAACAUCGGAUAUGUUUCACUUGGGUGACCUCAGGGACGUUUCGAUCCGCCAUGUUGUUUGUGUUCCAAACGCUAAACAAACGCCAAACCCGGAAAGUGAUAAGCGCGGAAAUUUGGCGCCCGUUGUCGUGGGUCCAGAUGUAAUUGCGCCCCUCCCUGUUGGGCCCACACUUUUCCUGAAAAAUUCUUUCUACUACAUGUUUAAACCCCUUGAUGCGGAUGAUUCUCAACUCAAAUUAUUUGAGGCUCUCUGGGUUCACGAACUGAAAAGGUUGAGACUCGUUAACGUGGCCUUCUACCCGUCGACAGCGCCUCGUUCUGAAAACUCCGAUCUUUGUUUUUCUAACGCCAAGGACGACACACUCGGUGUCGUCAAAUUACGAACCAUGGUUGAAUGUGUUCAAGCCGGAGAGUGCGAGCACGCGUCAGACGCCCAAGAGUGUGUGGUGCAGAAGGCUCAGACCGUUCUUGGUUGUUUGAACUUCCAUCCAAGUUCCAUCGCCAAAAAUGUGGAGCUGCUGAAAGCCUGGUUGAGAGACUUGCAUUCACUGAGAUUACCAACAAUUCGCCCACAGCCGGUUCCGGUGAAAAACGCUUUCAAGAUCAAAUACAGAGUGGGUGCGAGUUUUUCCGGACACUUGACACAACUGAGUCAAAUGGCCACACGUAUUUCCCAAUCAAUGUCCGAGGUGUGCUCAGAUCAUUUCAAACCAAGGCUCAACUUCCUCGACGCCAUGUUACAUCCGGUCAUGGACGACGUCUUGCUCAUCGUCGUCAUCAAUUACGAAUCAUUGUUCCGGAACGUGCCGUACACGGAGUUCAUGCACAGACCUUACUUCAAGCAUAUCUUAUACUGCGGGCCCUCGGCGGACCACUUCGCGAGUUUCGCGGGCGAUCUUGGCCUCACUUACGUCAGCUACGUGGAAGGUUUGACCCAUGGCUGGUACCUCAUGUACGAGUGCGUCACACACGGGAUGAAGCUGGGACUUCCAGUUAAAGGUUACCUGCAGAUCGGGGAGGACGUCCUCCUCAACACCUGGAAGCUUGUCGGUCUUCCACGCGACCGGAUUUGGAUGCCAGCCGGGUUCACCAGAAGGAAGUUACACGACACGAGGCGCGUACACAACUGGGUGCAUUGGAACUCUCCCAUGGGUCAACGGGCGGCCAUCCAAGUGUUCUCGGAGAUCCGAAAUGCCUCCGGCGAUACAUCCCUUGGGAACCACACGCGAGGGUUUCGAGGCUUCGCCAAAAGGUUCUUGGCGAACUACGAGCACAACAUCGGGUUGGGAUCCAUCAUCCACCGCGCGACCGACAUCUUCUACGUCCCGGAUGUCCUGAGGGACGAUUACAUCACGGCGUCCGAGCUGUUCCGACGUCACGGGUCGAUGAUCGAGAUCGCACUUCCCGUCAUCCACUACGGACUCGCCAGGAAGGAAGAGGUGGUGUACAUGUCGGGGUCCAGCCUGUGGGGGAAGGACAGGACGAGCCCGUGGACGCACUACGACCCUGCCAGGCAGUUCUUCAUCCACCCGUUCAAACUGUUGCGUCACACCUCACAACUGGACGGGAGGCGAUUCUUUUGUCAAACUUUUCUCCCUAGACACGAGCGUGGCCUAAUGCACCAAUCAGCAUUCAAUACCACGAACAGUCUAAAAAAUUCGUAGAUGUUUAAACCUAUCAUUUAACUCGACUUGGGGGAGGUGGGGGGGGUGGUUACUGUGUGUCGUUCUUGAACCCUUUUGAGCACAUUAUUCCUCUGGGCUCCCGACAUCCUACCGAAACGUAAUUUACCACACGUUCAUUUUACUACAUGUCCAAGUUACCACACGUCCAAGUUACCACACGUCACAGUUACCACAUGUCCAAGUUACCACACGUCACAGUUACCACAUGUCCAAGUUACCACACGUCCCAGUUACCACACGUCCAAGUUACCUCACGCCCCAGUUUUCUCACGUCCCAGUUACCACACGUCCCAGUGACCAAAGGACACCGUGUUAGUCUUAUCACAUGUUUGCUCU
This is a messenger RNA of Lymnaea stagnalis (great pond snail), 15601 nucleotides long. The record is from the annotation of a GenBank genome assembly. Lineage: Eukaryota; Metazoa; Mollusca; Gastropoda; Lymnaeidae.